Molecule: messenger RNA, 2454 nt
Organism: Poecilia latipinna (sailfin molly)
Lineage: Eukaryota; Metazoa; Chordata; Actinopteri; Cyprinodontiformes; Poeciliidae
Product: rho GTPase-activating protein 27-like
Exons: 12
Coding region: 175-2439 (754 amino acids)
Biological process (GO): regulation of GTPase activity
Cellular component (GO): cytoplasm
Molecular function (GO): protein binding
Source: RefSeq, a predicted model, not a curated record
GAGGGUGGUAAAAACACCCAGGAUAUGCCAAGUGUUUAAUGAAUUAAAUGCAGAGGGGGGAGAAAAAAAAGACAAACUGAGAUUGCCAGAUGACGUCGCACUGAUGCCGAGCCAAGCUCCAAAAUGUUAGAGCUGCCACCAAAGUAACUGAGCUUCCACAGGAGGGAGGAGGAGAUGGCGUUCGUGUUGGUGGAGUUUGACUUUGAGUACAAAGCGAAGGAUGGCCGCCACAUCUGCAUCAAACCUAACGAGAGGUACGUCCUCGUCUCCAAGACCAAUGAUCAUUGGUGGCGUGUUUCCAAAGACCAAGACUCCAAACCCUUCUAUAUCCCAGCCGAGUACGUGAAGGAGGUCUCUGCGCCUCCUGGGACUUCUUCUGGCCCUAAAAAAACAGAAUCACCAAAGAGUUUGACAAAACGUAAACCGGCAGAUGCGACUGGGAAGAACAAAGCCGUGAACACGACCAAGAGAACGUCACUCGAUACAAAAACAGUGACUCAUCCAGCUGUUCAGGAUGAUUCAAAAGAAACCUAUCGUUUCUCCACGUUUGGUCUGUGGGUCAACUUGCCAAGUGAAACUUCGAAAGAUGCACCAGCAGCCAGGAACCGUGCUCACAGUUUGGACGAUAGAAACAAGCUCGCGACUCCUAACUCAUCACGCCGUGGAUCAGUCACUCCAGAACCAUUAGUAUCUGAAGAUCAACAACUUUAUGCUACACCUCAGCAUGGCGGCAAAAAGCAGCAGGGAAAAAACACAAACCAGGACAAGUCCAGAGAGAAGUCCCUGGCUUCUGCGAAUGAUAAAGAUGUGGAUUUACCUCCACAUGACAUAUGUGAAAUGGAUUUUCCUUUACCUCCACCACACUUCUAUGACAUGACUCCAGAGAUAAGCGUAACUGACUGUGACUCCUUUCCUGAGCCUCCUGAACUCGCAGCGUCCUCACCCAAGGAGUCGGCGCCGCAGCACCAAAGUUCUCACCAGGCAGCAGAACAGGCUUCUCUCACAACAGAGCAGGUGCAGAAUGAAAAUCUCCGGUCAGCAGUGUACGUCAACGUAGCAGAGCUUCGCCAAAGCAUCUCAGAGUCUCCCCCGUCGGACCCUUCGCCCUGCUCUCCUUCCUACCUAAAACAGGAGGGAUGGGAGGUUCAUGUUGACCAAGAAAGUGGACAGGAAUACUACUACCACCCCGACACGGGGAGCACCACCUGGGACAACCCCUUUUUAGACUCCCCCACAGACCCUGAGCCACUCCCUCCGGAGGUUCCUUUCCCUCCACCGUCCCCUCAAUCCGACUGGGCCUCAGACUGGGAGCAGCUGGUGGAUGAGACCACUGGUCAGCCUUACUUCUAUAACCACAUGUCCGGGGAGACAUCCUGGGACCCUCCUGAGCAGCAGAGCCUUUACCCCUCUCCGAUGGAGCCUAUGAGCGUGCACAGGUUUCGCGAUGACGAGCCGCCUCCUUUACCUGUGGAGGACUACCCAUCAGAGGAUUACCCAGACCAAGGAGAAUUGUACGAGGACAUCAAGAACACGGGACCCCCGACUCUUCCGAAGGAGUACGCUCUUGGCCACGUGAGUAUGACCACCAUCCCCCGGGCCAACCUGGACCGCAGUACCCCGCCUGGCUGGAACCUCACCGUGGAACCCAGUGGGACAUGGGUUUUCACCAGUGAAAACUCUCCAGAUCAGUGGAUCAAGUCUGUGGAUGAUCAGGGCCAAACCUAUUACUACCUAAGAGAUGGCACCAAGUCUGAGUGGAAUCUGCCUGAGGCCCCUGCAGCUCCUUCUCACUCCAAUGUCCCGAAUGGCGAUGAGAAUGAAAAUGUGCACGUCGUCAAAAACUGGAGAGACUCGAGGGUACCUGCUCAAUUCUGCACGGGCCAGGAAGAUGGGAGGUUCACCCAGAGUCACCUGAGGAACACGUCAGACCACAGCAGCGACAGCUCCAGUACGGGAAACUCUCCAGAGCAUAAUGCUGUUGGGUUUAGGCCCUGGAGAAAUCCUUAUUAUUUGACCUCAAAGUGGCUGCGCUAUAAUGUACAGAAUUUGGAGAAAGCGGGAAUUCUCAACAAAACAAAAAUCAUUGAGAACGGAAAGAAAGUAAGGAAAAACUGGGUUCCAACAUGGACAGUUCUCCACGGAGGAGUCCUGACGUUCCACAAAGACCCCAAACCCUCCCCAGGCGCUGUGAACAAGACCAAUCAGAUUGUUCCAGAGUUUACGGUGGAGCUGAAGGGCGCUACGAUUGGCUGGGCCACAAAGGACAAAUCCAGUAAAAAGAAUGUUUUAGAGCUCAAAGGGAAAAAUGGUGUAGAGUUCCUUAUCCAGUACGAUACGGAAAGCAUCAUCCAUGACUGGCACAAAAUUUUAAAGGAUACCAUUCAACAGCUCGUAAGUCCUGGCAGGGACCAGAACCAUCAACAGGAAGUAGUUAAAUGAAAAAAAAAAAAAAAA